AUGGAUUUUGCACGUAAAAUCCUUGAAAAAUAUGGCUGGAAAGAUGGUGAUGGCUUGGGUAAGACCAACAGUGGCAUAUCCAAAGCUUUGCGGGCCAAUUUGAAAUUCGACACCGCAGGUUUUGGUGUAGAUCAGGCAGCUACCGACUUCAAUAACCAUUGGUGGGAAAGAGUUUUCAAUGACGCUGCCAACAAUGUGGACAUCAAGCAGGAUGGAGAAUCUAUUACCGUCGACUUGAAGAAUGAAGCAGAUGGUGUAGAAAUCACCACAAAAGGAUAUUCCGUUAAGAAAUUGAAAAAAGCCAAAGGUGAAUCGGAAUCAUAUAAUAAUUUUAUACAAUCGGCCACUCUCACAAGUCGUGGUUCAGAAAUUGAAAAGGGCGAUCGUCCCGAACCGAGUGACAUUGAAAUUCCCACAGUAAAUGUGUUGACGGAUGAGGAAUUAUUUAAAGCAUGUGGUGGUAGAACUGCCCAUAAAGGUGCCAGACAUGGUUUGAAAUUAAGUGGAAAAUUGGCCCGAAUAGAACAGCAAGAAAAUGAGUUAUUAGCCAAAAUGAUGGAAGCCAAACAAAAUCAAGCUGGGGUGGAAGAAAAUUCCACAGAUAACAAAAAGAAGAAAAAGCAAACAUUGGAGAAAACAAAUGAAGAAUCGAAUGUUGAGUUAACAGAAACUUCGGAAAAGAAGAAAAAGAAACGCAAGCAAAAAAGUGAUGAGGAUGAAGAGCUAGAGUGUAACACAGUGUCAGAAGAAAUUCCUUCCAAACCAAAAAAGAAGAAAAAGUACAAACAGGAGAAGGAGACAACAGAAGAUAUUGAUGUGGAAAAUUCCAAUGUAACUGAAGAAGAUUCCCCAAUCAAACAUAAAAAGAAAAAGAAGCAAAAAGAGGUUGAGGAAGAAAAUCCUACAGAAAAUGUAGGGGAGCACAAAAAGAAGAAAAAGGACAAGGAAGCUAAAAUGGUGGAAGAUUCAGAUAUUGUUGAAGCGCCAGAAAAUAUUGAACCUGCUGUGGAUGAAACAGUAUCCAAAAAGAAGAAAAACAAAAAGAAAUCGAAAUCAAAGGAAGAGUAG
Messenger RNA from Musca vetustissima, 1068 nucleotides. RefSeq names its product G patch domain-containing protein 4. The coding region runs from base 1 to 1068 and encodes 355 amino acids. The transcript has a single exon. The record is from RefSeq and is a predicted model, not a curated record. Gene Ontology annotation, biological process: regulation of ribosome biogenesis. Gene Ontology annotation, cellular component: nucleolus. Lineage: Eukaryota; Metazoa; Arthropoda; Insecta; Diptera; Muscidae. Gene Ontology annotation, molecular function: nucleic acid binding.